CGGCCAGUGCUCAGUGUUCGUGCCCGAUUCACUCCUUGAAGCCUCCUUGUCUGCAUCUGAGCAACUCAUUCACGAUGUCCUCCCAAGAUUCCGCAGGUGCGACGGUCCCUUCUAACCAGGCGGCCUCUCAAACCCUCGCUGAUCGCACGAAAGACCCCGCUGAUAACGCCGCUCCUCAAGGAGAAAUCUCUAAAAACGCUGCCAAAAAGGCCGCCAAACUGGCGAAACAAGCCGCUGAUAAAGCCGAGAAGGCCGUUAACAAGGGCAUUGGAAAAUCAGAAGCGAAGGCGUCGACUUCGAAGCCCAAGAAGAAGCUGGAAAAUGUCGCAUUGAUCGGCAUUGAUGUUUCCAAGGAAGAAGAUUUCCCAGGAUGGUAUCAACAGGUUCUCACAAAGGGAGAUAUGUUGGAUUACUAUGAUGUUUCCGGCUGUUUCAUUCUCAAGCCUGCGUCCUACUUCAUCUGGGAGGAGAUUCAGCAAUGGUUUAAUGCCGAGAUCAAGAAGAUGGGCGUGAAGAACUGCUCGUUCCCUCUGUUUGUUUCGGAGGAUGUGCUGAAGAGGGAGAAGGACCAUAUUGAGGGUUUUGCAGCAGAGGUUGCUUGGGUCACUCAUGCAGGAUCUACUCCAUUGGAUAGAAAAAUCGCUAUCCGCCCAACUUCUGAAACCGUCAUGUACCCCUACUACGCCAAGUGGAUCAGAAGCCACCGCGACCUUCCUCUCAAACUCAACCAGUGGAACUCCGUUGUGCGUUGGGAGUUCAAGAAUCCUCAGCCUUUCCUUAGAACCAGAGAGUUCCUCUGGCAGGAAGGUCACACUGCGCAUCUGACUGAAGGCGAUGCUCGGGAGGAGGUUCUGCACAUCCUUGAUCUCUAUGCUAAGGUCUAUGAGGAUCUCCUUGCUGUCCCUGUUAUCAAGGGACAGAAGACAGAAAAGGAGAAGUUUGCUGGCGGUCUUUACACUACUACUGUUGAAGGAUACAUCCCAGCUACCGGCCGUGGUAUUCAAGGUGGAACGUCGCACGGGUUGGGCCAAAAUUUCAGCAAAAUGUUUAACAUCACUGUUGAGGAUCCGUCCGUUAAGGGUGAUGAGAAGAAGCCCCCUAUUCAUGUUUGGCAGAACUCGUGGGGUCUCUCGACCAGAACAUUGGGUGUCAUGGUCAUGAUCCACGGUGAUAAUCGUGGUUUGGUCCUCCCUCCCCGUGUUGCAGAAAUCCAAACCAUUGUCAUCCCUGUCGGCAUUACGGCCAAGACCUCGGAAGCAGAACGUGAGAAGCUUGGCGCUGAAAUUGAUGGCAUUGUUUCUGUCCUUCGUGAAAAUGGCAUUCGUGCUGAUAGCGACAAGCGGGACGGUUACUCUCCUGGCUGGAAAUUCAAUGACUGGGAGCUCCGCGGUGUGCCCUUGCGUAUUGAGUUUGGCCCUGGCGAGUCGGCUGGUCAAUUUGUCACUGUGGCCCGCCGCGAUGUCCCGGGUAAGGAGGGCAAGUUGACGGUUCCUCUUGCUGACCUGCCAACCGGCAUCCCCAAGUUGCUAGACGCCAUCCAGAGCGACUUGUACAAGCGUGCAGAUGCGGAAUUCCGCUCUCACCGCAAGCUCAUCACCAACUGGGAUGACUUCAUCCCCGCCCUCAAUGAUAAGAAUAUCUGUAUUAUUCCCCACUGUCUCACGGAAGAAUGCGAGGACCAGAUCAAGACCAUGAGCGCACGCAAGGCGGAGGAAGAUUCCGGCCAACCCCAGGACGCUCGUGCCCCAAGCAUGGGAGCCAAGUCUCUCUGCAUCCCCUUCGAUCAGCCGGAGGGUAUCGAACAUGGUGUGACCAAAUGCACCAACCCAGAGUGCAACAGGCUCGCAGAGAAGUGGUGCAUGUUUGGCCGUUCAUACUAAGCCCUUUUUGGCAUUGACUACACGUUGGAGUCAUAUACUUCGCUUCUCCAAAAUGUCGUUCUCUCAUCUAGACCGACCGUUUCAUGACUUCAUAACCCUAUGCUGUUUAACGAGAACUUGAUGUACGCGAUGAUGUGAGCAGGAAAAUAAAAACAAAGCAGGGGGUUCAAGUUCGAGAUACCCUUUGUUCUUUAUCUGGGGGGAGUUUGUGGGAGCAGAUCGUGUAACUAGGGGAUUAUGAUUAAAAAUUUAAAGUAAAAAAGAAAUCCAGGAAUCUUCUUUAUAUUA
This is a messenger RNA of Monascus purpureus, 2168 nucleotides long. NCBI's taxonomy places the organism in Eukaryota, Fungi, Ascomycota, Eurotiomycetes, Eurotiales, Aspergillaceae. The record is from the annotation of a GenBank genome assembly.